Oncorhynchus kisutch (coho salmon) is the source of this 5114-nucleotide messenger RNA. RefSeq names its product glutamate receptor 3. Gene Ontology annotation, cellular component: membrane. Gene Ontology annotation, biological process: monoatomic ion transport. The record is from RefSeq and is a predicted model, not a curated record. Bases 452 to 3277 code for a protein of 941 amino acids. The transcript is spliced from 16 exons. Gene Ontology annotation, molecular function: ligand-gated monoatomic ion channel activity; signaling receptor activity. Lineage: Eukaryota; Metazoa; Chordata; Actinopteri; Salmoniformes; Salmonidae.
AUUGCGCGCGGAUACAGUAAUGUGGACGAGCGUGGCACUAGUGCCUUUGCAGUCAGUCCUACUAGUGGAGCUGAGCUGGGCUAGUGUUAUCCGGUAACGGAGUCCGGUGCACACAGGACGAGGAAGCUUUUAAUCAAAAAACAUUUAAUCAAAAUCGCCGCUGGUCCAAUCGGAGGAGCUUGUUUUCUUAAUCAGAUCAGCUAGUUUCUCAACCACCAUCUUUGGGACGAAUAAGUCCCAGCCUCUCUCUCUCUCACACACACUCUCCUCUCACAGUUGCAGAAAAUUGCUCCGCAGCCCCGUGCUGCACCUUAAUGAACCCAAUUGGUGCACUGUGAGCGACCAUCAUAAAUCUGGAGGAUUUUCAGCAUCUUCGGGGUUGCUUAUGAAUUUGCUUAGGCAGAUCCUUUUAAGGAGUUGAGAACAUAGACGGGUUGGAGAAAUUGCGAAAAUGGCACAAAACGUGGUUCUAUUUUUAUUGUGGCUUUCGGGCAGAUCACUCGCGGGAUUUCCCAAUCAGAUUAAUAUAGGUGGUCUGUUCAUGCGGUCCACUGUGCAGGAGCACAGUGCGUUUAGGUUCGCUGUUCAGCUUUACAACACCAACCAAAACACUACGGAGAAACCCUUCCAUCUCAACUACAAUGUAGACAACCUCGAGUCGUCUAACAGCUUCUCAGUCACCCAUGCAUUCUGCUCUCAGUUCUCCCGAGGGGUCUAUGCCAUCUUCGGCUUCUACGAUAAAAAGUCCAUGAACACCCUGACGUCAUUCUGUGGUGCCCUGCACACCUCCUUCGUCACGCCCAGUUACCCCACCGACAACGAGGUGCAGUUUGUCAUCCAGAUGAGACCUGCACUGCGUGGGGCCGUCCUCAGCCUGCUGUCACACUACAAGUGGCAGAAGUUUGUUUACCUCUACGACACCGACAGAGGUUUCUCUAUCCUUCAGGCCAUCAUGGAGUCGGCCGUAACCAACAGCUGGCAGGUGACGGCUCGGUCUGUGGGGAGCAUCACAGAUGCAGCAGAGUUCAAACGGAUCAUCGAGGAGAUGGACAGGAGGCAGGAGAAACGCUACGUCAUUGACUGUGAGGUGGACAGGAUCAACACUAUCCUAGAACAGGUGGUCUCUCUGGGGAAGAACACCCGUGGAUACCACUACAUCCUGUCUAACCUGGGUUUCUCCAAUGUGAGCUUGGACAAGGUCUUCCUAGGCGGGGCCAACAUAUCAGGCUUCCAGAUAGUGAGCCCUGAGAACCCCAUCGUUCAGCAGUUCCUACAGCGCUGGGAGAGACUGGAUGAAAGGGAAUUCCCAGAGGCCAAGAACACCCCGCUCAAGUACACGUCAGCUCUGACCCACGAUGCCAUCCUGGUGAUCGCUGAGGCGUUCCGGUACCUGCGGCGCCAACGCGUAGACGUGUCACGGCGAGGGGGAGCAGGAGACUGUCUGGCCAACCCUGCCGUGCCAUGGAGCCAGGGCAUCGACAUCGAGAGAGCACUCAAAAUGGUCCAGGUUCAGGGGAUGACGGGGAACAUCCAGUUUGACAGCUAUGGCCGGAGGUCCAACUACACUAUAGACGUCUAUGAGAUGAGAACAGGGGGACCCAAAAAGGUGCAGGCUCUCACAUCCAUCUACAGCGCUCUCUAUAACUCCCACAUCCAUCUACAGCGCUCUCCAUAUAUCUCCCACCUGUACAUCAACCAGUAUAUCCACUACCUGUACACCAACCAGUAUAUCUCCCACCUGUACACCAACCAGUAUAUCUCCCAUCUGUACACCAACCAGUAUAUCUUCCACCUGUACACCAACCAGUAUAUCCACUACCUGUACACCAACCAGUAUAUCCACUACCUGUACACCAACCAGUAUGCUGGUUAUGGUACGACUGUCUUGGAAGCCCCUUAUGUGAUGUACAAGAAACACCAGAUGAAUCUGGAGGGGAAUGACAGAUAUGAAGGCUACUGUGUCGAUUUAGCUGCCGAAAUUGCAAAACAUGUGGGGAUAAGAUACAAACUGUCAGUAGUAGCAGACGGGAAGUACGGUGCGCGGGAUCCAGACACCAAGACGUGGAACGGGAUGGUGGGGGAACUGGUCUAUGGGAGAGCAGAUAUAGCUGUGGCACCUCUCACCAUAACACUGGUCCGUGAGGAGGUGAUCGACUUCUCCAAGCCUUUCAUGUCUCUGGGCAUCUCCAUCAUGAUCAAGAAGCCGCAGAAGUCUAAACCUGGUGUCUUCUCCUUCCUGGACCCGCUGGCCUAUGAGAUAUGGAUGUGUAUCGUGUUCGCCUACAUCGGUGUGAGUGUGGUCCUGUUCCUGGUCAGCCGCUUCAGCCCCUAUGAGUGGAACCUGGAUGAACAGGAUGAGACCAAAGACCCCCAGACACCUCCAGAUCCUCCCAACGACUUUGGCAUCUUCAACUCUCUGUGGUUCUCUCUGGGAGCCUUCAUGCAGCAAGGAUGUGAGAUAUCACCCAGGUCCCUAUCAGGGAGAAUAGUAGGAGGCGUGUGGUGGUUUUUCACUCUCAUCAUCAUCUCGUCCUAUACGGCCAACUUGGCUGCUUUCCUCACAGUGGAGAGGAUGGUGUCCCCCAUAGAAAGUGCUGAAGACCUGGCUAAACAGACUGAGAUCGCCUACGGAACUCUGGAUGCCGGUUCCACCAAGGAGUUCUUUAGGCGAUCCAAAAUAGCAGUCUAUGAGAAAAUGUGGUCAUACAUGAAAUCGGCCGAACCGUCAGUGUUUGUCAAGACCACGCCAGACGGGGUGGCCCGGGUACGAAAGUCCAAGGGCAAGUUUGCUUUCCUCCUGGAGUCCACCAUGAACGAGUACAUAGAGCAGAGGAAACCCUGUGACACCAUGAAAGUGGGCGGAAACCUCGACUCUAAAGGAUACGGUGUGGCCACGCCCAAAGGCUCAGCAUUAAGAAAUGCUGUUAACCUGGCAGUGUUAAAACUGAAUGAGCAAGGCCUGUUGGACAAAUUGAAAAACAAAUGGUGGUACGACAAGGGAGAGUGCGGCAGCGGGGGAGGUGACUCCAAGGACAAGACAAGUGCUCUCAGCCUGAGCAAUGUGGCUGGAGUCUUCUAUAUUCUGGUUGGAGGGCUGGGGCUGGCCAUGAUGGUGGCUCUGAUUGAGUUCUGUUACAAAUCGCGUGCAGAGACCAAACGGCUCAAACUAGCAAAGAAUGCUGAGAAAUUGAAGCCAGCUCCCCCGACCAACCCCCAGAACUUUGCCACGUACAGAGAAGGCUACAACGUGUAUGGGACAGAGAGCGUUAAGAUCUAAGGGUAUCAUACACGUCAGCUAGACCAGGUACGGUACCCCUUACCAACGACUGUGACUACUGACCCCAUGAUGAAACAACAUAAACACGUCUGGAUGGGGGUUUCCUGAACUGCAGCUAAAUCCUCUCCUGGCGGAAAAUGGCGACGAUAAUCUGCAAUGAAGACAUGACAGGACUGGUGGCGUGAAGAACUUAAAUCGGUUUACUCCAGUGCCUUAUGUAUGAAACACUCAGAGACUCACAGAAUUACUUAGAACAAUGCAACUAAUCACAACUCACAAAACAACUAAACAACUAAACAGACAAGUAAACAGAAAGACAGGAUUGUUUUAUGUACAUUUAUUUGAGAUGCUUUAACGAACUAAGAAGACAAAAGAGAGAGAGAGAUACCUAAAGCCAUCACUUGCACCCCAAGCACAUUUCCAAGUGCCCGUAUAGAAAAUGAAUACGAUACUACAGAUGAUAAAUAGUUUUUUUCUGCUAAGGGAAUUUGAUCAGAUUAUCCUAAUUAUUCUUGCAGGCCAGGUUUUUGCUGGUUAAAUGUGUUUUAAAAUAUGUUUAUUGUAGGCACUGUACAGUAAGUCACUUAUUAUUAGAAGAUAGCUUGUUAUAUUGCUGUGGCCUAGGAAUUGUUUUGAACGAUGAAUCAAUUGGUUAAAUAUGCGGGAGCAAAAAUGAUAUUGUAUUGUUGUUGUCCACGACUCUGAGCCCAGGCACUGGUAGUGCAUCUGAAAUGGCCCCCUAUUCCCUAUGUAGUGCACUACUUCUGACUAGAGCCUCUGGUCAAAAGUAGUGAACCAUAUACGUAAUAGGAUGUCAUUCUGGACAUACACACAGGGACUCUUGAAAGAGAUGAAUGUGAGAUGCAGCAUUUGGAUGUACACUUCUUAAAACAGACCAUCUCACAAUCCCAAUAUACUGCCAACAGUGUUAAUUAAAGAAUGCAGAGGACUGUCUGAGCAAGUUUCAUGGAUGAGUACCUCUCCCAGUGUGUUUUAUGGUGUGUAGAAUAUGAAGAGAAAACUCACUCACAUGGUGUCGCUCCAAAAUAGGCUGUUUGUAAACUGGAUGUUCAUGUAACCUAAAAAUCAUUCAAGUCUUCUGUACAAGCAACUAAAACCAAACCAGAUGGGACAUUCAAUAGUAGAUGAACUGCAAUGUAAACAGUAAUGGCUUUUACCUGUAGUUAUUAUGGAUGACCUUGGUAUUUAUUAGCGAAUAAGCUGUGGUUUGAUGAUUUGCUUUCAAUUUUAAUUUCAUUAUUAGUGUUUGGUGAAUUUACUUAGUUAAUGAAAUAAAUGAGUAAUAUAAAUAACCAUGGAUUACUACAAGGCACUAACUACAUUUCCCUUUUCUGUUCAAAAGACUGUGACUUCAUUAGGAUUUAGGAAGACAUUUAAUCACCUAAAACCGUGGAAAGAAAGUUUAACAUAAAAAAUAUCAAAAAUAAAAAAUAAAAAUCUUUAAAAGGGAAGAAAUUGGAAAUAAACAUUUCUAAAGAAAGACACGUGUACAUUUAUUUAAAUUAGAUUUAUUUAUUAAGGCUACACAAGAAAAUGACGGGUUUCCGAAUGUUUCUAAGAAAUUGCAUGUAAAAUACGUGAUUACUUAUUACACGCUCCUCUAACUUACAUCAGAUUCCACAGCAGAAACACAACUUAUUCUUUAGUGAGACAGUUUAUUUUAUUUCGUAAGUUCACUUCACACAGAGAGAAUUGCCAAGCAGCUUAGUGACUACUACAAGAAGAGUCCGAAUCUGCAUGUGUGUAUAUCAUUAGUGAGGAGCUGUAAAGAGAAUUUUCAUACAUUUUUGUAAAUAAACUUGUAUAGAAAAAAAAA